Molecule: messenger RNA, 4548 nt
Organism: Pocillopora verrucosa
Lineage: Eukaryota; Metazoa; Cnidaria; Anthozoa; Scleractinia; Pocilloporidae
Source: RefSeq, a predicted model, not a curated record
AUUUGCUGAUUGUUCUGACAGAAUUUUGCCAAUCUUUUUGGCUGUGAUCACAGUUAAGAGUCAAUCGGCUCUAUAAUGGAAUAUCUAGCGCCAGAACACCAAGAUAUUGCCAAAGAAGGACUUGACGAAUUACGACUAAAGUUACCGUCAGCUGAAAAAGAUGUCCUCGAGAAAGUAAAAGCGGAAGCAACGCCAUUUCCUCGUCUGUUUAAAAUAGCACAGGAUUUCACGAGUAAAAAUCUGCCGACCGCAUCAAUUAUAUGGGAAUACUUGCUAGAGAAAGCCACGAGCAAGCGUCAAAAAUUUGCUGUUAUGAACAAACUCUUUCAAGUUCAGAUCGCAACAGGUCCUUGGACAGUCGCUGUAGAGACAGCAAAGAAAUUAUAUCAAGACACCGCUCUAGAGUUCUCAUCUGAUGGUUUGAAGGGACUCACAGGAAAUAAAAACCGUCUCGAACCCCUUAUAGCAGCACCACUCUUAUUUGAAGCUGCUCUGAAUCUCGGAACAAUACAUCGCCUUCUUAAAGAACUGAACGAAGCUGAGGAAUUUUAUCGGAAGGCGUGGAACAUUGCUACAUCUGUGAAAGAUAUUGACAGAGAAUCCUUAGCUAAAAUACAUCUAGCAAUUUGUUUGCUCGAUCGCGGAGAACUAAGACAGGCCAUAGACACCUAUUUCAAGCCACUGAUGGUUUCCAAAGCAACAUUGACACCUCGCACAAGAGCUCUUUACCUUCAAUAUUAUGGUAAUGCCUGUAGAUCUGCGGCAGACUGGGGCAGAGCUAAAGAGUAUCUCCGAGAAGCCCUGGACCUUGCCAAGAAAAUUAAAGACGUUGGUCUUGUGUCUAGUUGCUGUGGGGACCUGGGUAACGUUUUCAGAUCGGAAGGAAGGUUUAAAGAUGCAGAGCAGCUCUUCUCACUUCACUACAAGUUCGCAUUGAGCAGAGGAGACAUCCAUGGCCUGGCUAUUGCUUGUGGCAAUAUCGGAUUCUUGAAGUUUUACAACCCCGAAGAGUUUGAUGAUUCCGUGGUGUACCAGUUCGUUGAAUACUCCCUUGCUGAGCAAGUGGGCGAUUUUGCACGAAUGGGAAUUGCAUUUAACAAAAUUGGCAAACUAUAUACUGCACUGGGUUUCAAUGAAGAAGCCGAAGAGAUGUUCAAAAUCGCCAUCGAUGGUGCACGCAGGGCGGACAAUAUUGCUGGCGAAGGGAUGGCGUGGGGAAAUUUAGGCACGGUCUACAGAGCUUUAGAAAGGUUUAAAGAUGCGAUUGAUUGCCAUGUAAAGUAUCGAGAUAAUGCUGAAAGGCGAAUGGAUAUCGGUGGGGUAGCCAUUAUGCAGCAUCAGUUAGCCAUGGACUACAUCCUUUCUGGAAAGCUACCGGAAGCAGAGAGGUCGGUUCUCGAUGCGUUUCAAACACUGGAGAGAAUCCGCUCACAAGUCGGUGGAGAAGACAAAUCGAAACUGUCUAACUUUGAGAAGAACCAAGCCGAGGCAUAUAAUCUGUUACAAGUUGUACUCGUCGCGCAGGGGAAGUUUAAAGAGGCUCUUGUUUUAGCUGAUGCAAGCAGAGGACGAGCAUUGGCGGAAAUUGUUCGGAAACGAUUAUCAGGCUGUAGCGAUAUCUCUAGUGGAGAAGAAACGGUAACUCUUAAUGAAGAGUUUAUCGCCGAAUCCUUCAACAAUCUUGUGGAAAUCAGUCGUAAGCGUUCCACAACACUUGUGUUUUACUCGGUGGCGAAAGAGUUUGACCAAUCAGGGGCAUAUUUCACGUGGGUGUACACCUGGGUGUUAUGUCCUUCCGGGAGCCUUAAUUUCAACAAAACUCGUCUGCAGCACGAUUUGGAGACGAAAGUUGAGGUUAAUGACGAGUUUCUAGUGUCCCUGAGACGAUCUAUGGGCCAGCAAUCUCAAAUGGGAACAGUGGGCGAGAUUCUGAGAUCAUGUGGAGAGCAAAACAAGGUUUCCAGGGAGGCUAAGAUACCUGUUGCUACACUUAAAGGCGAGGACGUCUUGAGUUCUCUGGAAGGAUUUGAACACGAGUUUAAAACCGGUUGGCAGAGUAUUGGUAUUUCGCUCAAAACUAAGGAUCAAGGAACACAAGAUCACAUGAUGGUACUGAAAGAGUCCUCAAUAUCUAAUGAGGAAAGAACCUUUGACGAGUCAACGUGCAACCAAGAGGGCUGGUUAGUGAAAAAAACAGUUGCAGAGAUAUCAACCGCCUCCAAAACCGAGCUUUGCAGUGUAGAAAGUUCAGAAUCGUACGAAGUGUCGAGUAAAGAGGAAGUCCAUUCAAGUGGAUCCAUGAAGCAAAGCAGUGUCAUAAAGCAUAGUGUAACUUUCGACGAACCUGACAAUAUUUCUGGUAAGUCUUCCCUCAUAGUUGAAUGCCCAGAGGAAGACCUCCAAGACAACGUGAAGACGCAAAGCAAAUUGGAGAAAGAUAAAUCAUCUUUUGAAGCAAGUGAGGAAAGCCUUCAUCAUCCGAUAAGUGAUUCCGUGUUUGCACACUCGUGCACACAUUUGGAGUCCGAUACAGCUAAAUCUGAGGUAUUGAUUGCCUCAAAAGCGGGUGACAAUCCUAUUAAAGAAGAAGCAGAUAAACCUUGUCUAAUGACAACAAGUCAAAACGGUCCUGGCGUUCCCGCACCAGGCCUUGAACAUGAUAUCACCAUCAAGCCUUCACCUGAGGAAUCUAAUUCUUCUCUGCAAAGUGACAACAACAUUGAAAAAGAAUAUGGAGAUCAGUCCCCUGCAAAAGUAGAUGGUGACGUUUCUGUGGGCACAUUGUCAGGUCCCUUAAAUGAAGUUAUAACUAAGCCCUUAGGCGCACAUUCAAAGGUACACAAAAAGGAACCUAAGAGUGACCCAGAACUGGAUCCUUGGAUACCAAUGCUGAGCCAACUUCACAAGAUUCUUAUUGAGCCCAUUAUGGAUUUCCUGCCCAAAAAGGAUGAAUCUCAAAGGGUGACUUUCAUACCCCAAGAUUUUUUGCUCAAAGUUCCCUUCGCUGCUUUGCAAAGUGACGUUAGUGGUCACUAUUUCAUUGAGGACUUCAUAAUUUCAACCAGUCCAGCGAUCCACUUUCUCGAUUUAGCCUGCGCUUCUUGUGAAACCGCUGAAAAGAACACAGCGCCUCCGGAGCUAAGUCUCCUUGCAGUUGGAAACCCCAUCAUGCCUUUCGAAGAACUUCCACAGCUCCCCUCUGCAGAGCGUGAAGUGCACAUGAUUACAGAGACUAUCAACUCGCCAAUGUCUGAAAUUCUUAUAGGAUCUCAGGCUAAAAAGGCGGUAGUGAUGGAGGCCAUGCCAAAAUACAAGAUCCUACAUUUUGCAACGCACGCUAUUAUCGACAACGAAGACUCUCAUGGGGAUUUUAGCAUGAGAGGACUUAUUGUUCUCGCAAAGUCUGGGCUCGAAUGUAAUGGUAUUCUCACGGCUGAAGAAGUGAGGGGCUUGGAACUGAAUGCUGAACUUGUUGUGCUGAGCUGUUGUGAAACCGGACUGGGUAAAGUGACAGGCGAUGGAAUACUGGGCUUGUCACGGGCGUUUCUGGCAGCCGGUGCAGCUUGCGUGAUUGUCACGCUAUGGAAGAUUGAUGACAAUUCUGCUUCUGAAUUGAUGACGUCAUUCUAUCGUGAAUACAAAUCUUCCCGUGAUGCUGCGGUAUCGUUACAGAAGGCCAUGAAAACUGUUCAAACUAAAGAGGACACUCGAAGUCCACAACAUUGGGCUGCGUUUUCCAUUGUCGGUGUUCCCGCUGUCAAAUGACUCUUUUCCAACGAGCCAAAUGCUUUGUUCAGUUAAUAUUUCAAAAUAGUGCAAACUUUAAAUGAGCAUCGAUAGUCAUUCAGGAUACGUCAUCCUCCAAAUUUUUUUAUUCACUUUUAGCACAGGGUGUGUUAAUGAGCCUAAGAUUUGUUACCAAAAGUUUUGGGAACAGCUAUGAGCGAUAGAAACCACAGCUACAGCUUUCUCAUUUUGCAACAAAAUUUUACAUACUACCAGAUAAUAACAACAAUAUUCAGUUAAUUCUAAAAUUAUAAAAUGUCAGUGGACUCUCCAACCGGUUGUUGGUUUGUUUUUCAACUGAAGUUUUUCUGCUCACAGUCUAAUACUGACUCUAAAUCUAAACAAAGUUUGAAGUAAUCCCACAAAAAUCAACUACUAUGUUAUUGAAUUUCGUAUGUUAACAUUUUUAAGCCACAAAAAUUGUGGAGGCUGCUAUUUACAUUUGUUUAAGUAGGAAAUGCAAAACGAAGCACAGUUGGCAAAAGGUACCAACAAAUGUAAUGUAACAUACACCAGAUGAAAGUUUGGUUGACUCGUCUAUCUCUAAGCUGUUUGAAACAAACAAGUUUUCUUUGUAUUAUUGAAUAGCAAGGAAUGUGGUAAACAAUAAACACAAAACCCUUUUUAUACUUAUUUCAACUUAUUGACCGGCCAGCCAAAUAAAGGAAUGCAAAAUUGACAGUGAAUUUUUAACUUCUUUUCCUUCACCUCCGUUUUAUAUUUUUGAGGUAGUUUUGUCAUAAAGAAUUGAUUAAACACGAG